Telopea speciosissima is the source of this 1746-nucleotide messenger RNA. Its product is annotated as serine/threonine-protein kinase BSK1-like. Lineage: Eukaryota; Viridiplantae; Streptophyta; Magnoliopsida; Proteales; Proteaceae. The transcript has 9 exons. The record is from RefSeq and is a predicted model, not a curated record. Gene Ontology annotation, molecular function: protein kinase activity; ATP binding; protein binding. Gene Ontology annotation, biological process: protein phosphorylation; brassinosteroid mediated signaling pathway. The coding region runs from base 93 to 1604 and encodes 503 amino acids.
GCUGCUCUUCCUUUCCUUCUUCUUCUUGCCGCCGUCACCUCAAUCAAACUACUCAGAGUUGGGUAAGGGUGUAAAGGGAUAGAGACAGAGUCAUGGGCUGCUGUGAAUCGUCUCCGUUACGGGAGACUGAACCAGAGAAAGGCAAAGUACAGCAUCAUAACCAAAACCCGCCAUUUAACCACCCACCUCCCUCCGGUGAUGCCGACGCCUCUCCCGCUGCUGCUGGAGUCCCUCCUUUCUCUGAGUUCUCACUUUCCGACCUCAAAGCUGCCACCAAUAACUUCAGCUCCGACUUCAUCGUUUCUGAGAGCGGCGAAAAAGCCCCCAAUCUUGUCUACAAGGGCCGUCUACAGAACCGCCGGUGGAUCGCCGUCAAGAAAUUCACCAAAGUGGCGUGGCCUGAUCCCAAGCAGUUCGCUGAGGAAGCGUGGGGAGUUGGGAAAUUGCGGCAUCGUAGGCUUGCGAAUUUGAUUGGUUACUGCUGCGACGGCGAGGAGAGGUUACUUGUUGCAGAGUACAUGCCUAAUGAUACCCUCGCGAAGCAUCUAUUUCACUGGGAAAAUCAAACCAUAGAGUGGGCAAUGCGUUUAAGAGUUGCUUUAUAUAUUGCUGAAGUCUUGGAGUACUGUAGUACAGAAGGGCGACCAUUAUACCAUGAUCUUAAUGCUUACAGGGUCUUAUUUGAUGAGGAUGGUGAUCCACGGCUUUCCUGUUUUGGCCUUAUGAAAAAUAGCAGGGAUGGGAAAAGUUAUAGUACAAAUCUUGCAUACACUCCUCCAGAGUAUUUAAGAAAUGGAAGAGUCACUCCUGAAAGUGUCAUCUUCAGUUUUGGUACUGUCCUCUUGGAUCUUCUUAGUGGGAAACACAUUCCUCCAAGUCAUGCUCUUGACAUGAUACGUGGCAAAAACAUUCUUCUCCUAAUGGAUUCGCACUUGGAGGGAAACUUUUCAACUGAAGAGGCAACUGUGGUUGUUGGGCUUGCUUCUCGUUGUUUACAAUAUGAACCUCGGGAGAGACCAAAUCCAAAAAACCUUGUUGCAACACUCGCGCCACUGAUCACGAAACCUGAUGUUCCAUCUUAUGUGAUGCUUGGAAUUCCAAAGCAUGAGGAUUCUCCUCCUACACCACAGCAUCCUCUCUCUCCAAUGGGUGAGGCUUGUUCACGAAUGGACCUCACAGCUAUCCACCAGAUUUUGGUGAUGACACACUACAGAGACGAUGAAGGAACCAAUGAGUUAUCUUUCCAAGAGUGGACACAACAAAUGCGAGAUAUGCUGGAAGCAAGGAAGCGUGGGGAUUUUGCAUUCCGUGAUAAAGAUUUUAAGACUGCAAUAGAUUGUUAUUCUCAGUUCAUUGAUGUGGGAACAAUGGUUUCCCCAACUGUUUACGCACGACGAAGCCUCUGCCAUCUCAUGAGUGAUCAACCAGAUGCUGCUCUCCGAGAUGCAAUGCAAGCACAGUGUGUCUACCCAGAAUGGCCUACAGCUUUCUACAUGCAGGCUGUUGCGCUUGCCAAGCUUGACAUGCACAAGGAUGCAGCAGACAUGCUGAACGAAGCAGCGGGGCUAGAAGACAAGAGGCAAAGAGGCGGGAGAGGAUCUUGAUCCUGAGAACCCUGUUAUUAUAUCCCCAAUAAUUGUAUCAAUCUGUCCAUUGUUGACAAGAACACACUGAGAUUUGAGUCAUGCGAGUUGGGAUUUGACCGCUCAAUCGAAAAAUGUAUUAUAGCGAGAAGAAAACGUUCUU